Molecule: messenger RNA, 2100 nt
Organism: Hirsutella rhossiliensis
Lineage: Eukaryota; Fungi; Ascomycota; Sordariomycetes; Hypocreales; Ophiocordycipitaceae
Product: DEAD/DEAH box helicase domain-containing protein
Exons: 3
Coding region: 1-2100 (699 amino acids)
Biological process (GO): ribosome biogenesis
Cellular component (GO): nucleus
Molecular function (GO): nucleic acid binding; ATP binding; RNA helicase activity
Source: RefSeq, a predicted model, not a curated record
AUGGCCGACGAUGGAAUGCUGCUCAAUUUCGAGCUCGGAAGUGAGCCGUUCAAGCCCCAAGUCAAAUUCAGGGGAGGCCGGUGGCGGGACAGGAAGCGCGCCGAAAGGAGCGCCAAACUCGCAACGUCACGCCCCGCGACUACCCAGGACAACGAUGUCGAGGAACAACGCUUCGCGAAACGUCGCCGAGUCGAGGGCGAGAGAUCCAAGGGAGAUGCAGGUGCCCGUUCGGGGAAUCCUGCGGCGGACUCAGGCAAGGGGUCUCGACAAGUCGUUUCCCGGCUCUUCUCGUACAACCCAACCCAGACGACGGCUGCGGCGGAACAAGAAGAAUGGGAAGCGCCGCAGCCUUCCAACGCGCCGCUCGCCGAUGUCGCCAACUUUGGGUCCCUUACCCUGUCGUCGCGGCUGGUGGACGAGCUGGCCAAGAUGAAUCUGAAUCGCCCAACAGCCAUCCAGCAAAAGGUCAUUCCGCACUUGCUAUCGAGCACGUCUGAUGCAUUUGUGCAAGCAGAAACCGGUUCGGGCAAGACGUUCUCCUAUCUCCUCCCGAUUCUCCAUCGUGUCCUGCUCCUGAGUGGCUCUGCUGGGGGCAAGCAACUUCACCGAGAUUCCGGCAUCUUUGCCAUCAUUGUCUCGCCAACCCGCGAGCUGGCUAGGCAGGUCCAUGAGGUCCUCGAGCAACUCAUUCGGCCCUUUCCGUGGCUUGUUUCCACCGCAAUCACCGGCGGAGAGUCAAAAAAGGCCGAAAAGGCAAGAAUUCGGAAGGGCGUCAACUUUCUCGUCGCCACCCCCGGUCGGUUGGCCGAUCACAUAGACAACACAAAGGCUCUGAGCUUCGCAACUGUCCGCUGGUUGAUACUGGAUGAGGGCGACCGAUUGAUGGACCUUGGCUUCGAGCAAGAUCUGCAAAAGGCCAUAUCUGCGCUGCGGGACCUGCGUGUCACCGUCCUCUGCUCCGCCACCAUGAAGAUGAAUGUGCAGAAGCUUGGUGAACUCAGUCUUACUGAUGCCACACUUUUAGCGGCUGAAAAGGACGCUGCCGACGAGCCGGAAGACAAUGCAGUCCACAAGGCUCCUGCGCAACUGCAUCAGUCGUACAUUAUCGUGCCGUCGAAACUCCGCCUGGUGACGCUGGUGGCGCACCUCAAGUCCAUCUUCUCUCGCCGCGGCCGUAUAAUGAAAGCCAUCAUCUUCAUGUCUUGUGCCGACUCGGUCGACUUUCACUACGAGCUUCUCCGGCAUCCAGACGACUCAGCCCUCCCGGCUCCUUUGCCAAAGGAGGCAGAACAAACUGCCAAGACAGUGUCCAAGGCGGCAUACGUCACCUCUGCGGCUAGCCCGGAAGUCAUCUUGCACAGGAUGCACGGAUCGCUCAGCCAGCCAGUUCGGACAGCAACGCUGCGGUCGUUUUCCGCGUGCAAGUCUCCGUCGGUGCUAAUCACCACAGACGUCUCGUCUCGUGGUCUUGACAUCCCGUCUGUCGACUUGGUCAUCGAGUACGAUCCGGCCUUUAGCUUCGCAGAUCACAUUCACCGCGUGGGUCGGACGGCUCGAGCUGGACGCCCUGGUGAUGCCGUGCUAUUCCUUCUUCCGGGGCCGGAGGAGGGCUAUAUAGAACUCCUCAAGUCAUCCACAUCGCCCACGUCGCUUUCUUACGAGUCAGUUCUCAAGACUGGGCUCGUGGCCAAGCUCGAGUUUCCGGUCGAGACGUCUGCGACACCCGCAGACGGAUCUUCAUACCACGACAAGGCGGAAUCCAUGCAACUUCACUUUGAACAGCGCCUCCUCAACGAUACCCAACGGCUGGACCUGGCACGGAGCGGCUUCAGAUCACACAUCCGGGCCUAUGCUACGCAUGUCAAGGAGGAGCGUGUGCACUUUAACCUCACCGAGCUGCACUUGGGUCAUGCGGCGAAGAGCUUCGGCUUGAGAGAGGCCCCCGGCGGCAUCGGCGCAGGGGUCGAACGCAAGGCGAGGAAGGGUCCAAAGGACGCGGCCAUGGGGCACACGCAAGAGCAGAAGCCCCCGCGCGACAUCAUCAGGAUGAAGAGCAGGAUGCUGAUGAAGGCAACGGCCGACGAGUUCAACAUCGGGUAA